Messenger RNA from Capsella rubella, 616 nucleotides. RefSeq lists its product as uncharacterized. The record is from RefSeq and is a predicted model, not a curated record. Bases 135 to 398 code for a protein of 87 amino acids. The transcript has a single exon. NCBI's taxonomy places the organism in Eukaryota, Viridiplantae, Streptophyta, Magnoliopsida, Brassicales, Brassicaceae.
GAACGCGACUUGCAAAACUCUCAUCAUCGUCUCCGUCGUUCUCUCUCUCUCUCUUCACGAGGAAAGAGAAAGAAGAGCAGGAAAAAGAAAAAAAAUUACAGGAGAAGAAACGAAACGAUAGAUUCUUCAAGGAAAUGGGGAAAUACACGGAGAUGCUGGACGUCGGUGUGAGAAUCGCGGCGAGGUUUCAUUCACACUGUCCUCAGACGGCUCGUCUCUAUUACCAUCCUCCGUCCGACGGACAUCACCAGCACGGAGUCAAAGAUUUAAUCGUAGGUGGUGGGGUUUUGGGUUCGGGUCAAGAUUCGACCGGAUCCGGAGCUUCUGGUGUUGGUUGCGGUGUCAAAUCUUCUCAUUAUGAUGACGCCAGGGAUCUCUUGCUAUUCUCUGUUGUUUGAAUCUAUUCAUUUAUUUUUAGAACAACAAAAACAUUGGUGUGGGAGAGAGAUUUCAUGAGCGUUUGGUUGUUGUUUUUUUUUUUUAAUAAUUAUUAUUGAGAAAACUAUAUAUAUUCUUGAGAGAGGAUUUGUGAUACUAUUCAAUCAUCUCCAGAUUCCAAAAUUUUCUGGGGAUAAUUUGAUUUUGAUGAUAAAUUGAUUUCAUUCAUUUUCUUGUA